This is a messenger RNA of Temnothorax curvispinosus, 2047 nucleotides long. Its product is annotated as glucosylceramidase-like. Bases 475 to 2007 code for a protein of 510 amino acids. Lineage: Eukaryota; Metazoa; Arthropoda; Insecta; Hymenoptera; Formicidae. The record is from RefSeq and is a predicted model, not a curated record. The transcript is spliced from 9 exons. Gene Ontology annotation, molecular function: glucosylceramidase activity. Gene Ontology annotation, biological process: glucosylceramide catabolic process.
GCUGUCCGCCUGCCGGAACGAGCGUGUUCAGUACGCCGUUACAAAAGACGGGACGUAUAGUAUCCAGCUGGGAAGCAAUUUCAAGAGGAUUCAGUAUUCGCGUACGCCGCCGCGCUGACGAGAAAACGAAUCACCUGCGGUGGCAUUACGCGAUCGCGGUCUCUUCGACUUAUCUGGAAGAACGGCUUCUCGAGCUGUAUCAUCUGAUACGAAGAAAAUUUUUUUCUCCGAGAUAUCAGAAUGGGAACGUCCUCUGAAUUACACUCUUUGUGAAGAUUAUUUUCUAAUAUAGCAGACAUUAUUGCCAGACAAUAUACAAAAGUGGAAGAAUACGAUUCGUGCGCGCCUAGUUUUACUCCUGACUGCUGUCUGAAGGUUGACGAAAACGAAGGGAGUUUCACCGGAAGUAUGCAAGGUCGAAUCGUUGUUACCAAGGAUUUUUCGACUAAAAAGUAUUCCUCGCCAUAACUCAAGAUGCUACGCGCAGUAAUUCUAAUAGUUGCUUUGGUCACAGUGAAAGGAGACAACUGUAUACCACGUUCAUUCGGCGAAGGUCGUACAGUAUGCGUCUGUAACUCGACGUAUUGCGAUACGAUAAGCGAGCCGAACUUGCAACAGAACCAGGUUUUAUGGUACACAUCUACUCAAGAUGGCAAAAGGAUGCAGCUAAACGUCGAUAACUUCGUCGGCAAAAAUAAGCCCGACAACGACGUGGUUCUCACGGUGGACAGUAGUGAGAAGUAUCAAAGGAUACACGGAUUUGGCGCCGCAAUGACUGACGCCGCCGCUCUCAACAUUAGAACUCUCAGCAAAAAGACUCAAGGCAUAUUAUUUGAGUCGUAUUUUGGUUCCAACGGUAGCAGAUACACGUUGACUCGUAUACCUAUCGCGGGUACCGAUUUCUCGACGAGACCGUACACGUACGACGACACACCCGGCGAUGUUACGUUAAGUCAUUUCUCACUUGUGGAGGAAGACUAUUACAAAAUCGGAUAUCUACAUUAUAUCCAGAGUAUUAUGCCCAAUCCGGAAAGUUACAGAAUAUUCACGACUGCAUGGAGCGCACCUCCGUGGAUGAAAAACACAAAUAGCAUAACGUGGGGUGUCCUAAAACGUGAAUAUUAUGCACUUUAUGCUGAGUAUAUCAAAAAGUUCUUUGACGCGUACAAAGAGCUUGGUAUAAACAUAUGGGGCAUAACGCCGGGCAACGAACCAUUAGAUGGAUUUAUCCCAUUCUUCCCUUUCAACGCCAUGGGUUGGACGCCUACCGCGUCGGCAACUUGGUCCACGGAUUUUUUAGCUCCGAUUUUGUCCAAUGCCGGAUAUAAUCCAGUCUACAUGGCGAUGGACGAUCAACGCUUCGAAUUACCGUGGUUUCCCGAGACGAUGUUCAAUAAUCUGAAAGCUCGGGAGCUGUUCUCCGGUGUUGCGAUCCAUUGGUACGCUGAUGAUUUUUUUUCACCGAUUAGGCUGACCCUAACGCAUGAUAAGUACCCGGACAAGUUUAUAUUGAUGACUGAGGCAUGCACCGGUAGCAGCCCCUUAGAAAUAAGAAAGGUAAUAUUGGGAUCAUGGGACCGAGGAGAAGAAUAUGCCUUAGAUAUAAUCGAGAACUUGUCGCAUUGGGCAGUCGGAUGGGUAGAUUGGAAUAUGGCGCUCAAUAAAAAUGGGGCACCAAAUUGGGCUAAAAAUUAUGUGGAUUCCCCGAUUAUCGUAAUGCCGGAGAACGAUGAAUUCUACAAGCAGCCGAUGUUUUACGCGAUUUCUCACUUCAGCAGCUUUGUGCCACGGGAUUCUUACAGAAUCUUAUCUACAGGUCUUGAAGGCAAUCAAGAUAUUGAAGCGAUAGCUUUCUUGACGCCCGAACAACAGAUUGUUAUUGUGGCCGUUAACAAAGGUUCUUCACCUGUUGCUAUAACGGUGAAAGAUAAGUAUACCGACAGCAAAAUAAAUUUAAAUCUAUCUGCCAAGUCUUUCAAUACAUUAUUAUAUUUAGCGCAGCAAUAAUGCAGAAACUUGUGCUCAAAUUGUAAAUAAAAAAUGUACG